AUGCAGAACUCGGGUCCUACAGAAGAAUCUGAUCAGCCGUCACCCGCCCAGAACGACAAGACACAGACGCGGCGGCCUUCAGCAGAUGGUCGCCCCCGAAAGCGAGUCCGGCUGGCCUGUGAGCCUUGCCGUGGCCGCAAAACUCGCUGCGAUGGUGGAAGGCCCCCUUGUGACACUUGUCGGGAACGGCGAACUGAAUGCGUCUAUCUUCCAUGGAGAGCUCGUGCCAGCGUGACCAAAGAGUAUAUCGAGCAACUGGAACUGCGGAACCGGGAUCUUGAGCGCAACCUGCGAUCACAUCUCAGUGGCCAUGAUCUUCCGCAAGAUGCGGACUGUCGGUACGAUGUUACCAUCGACCUCCUGCCCACCAUAGGCGACAGUAAUGCUGGCAAAUCUUCGACUGGUUCGACGAUCCUGCCCAAGAGUCAAGGCAGCAUUCAUCUUGAAGCCCCAAGCCAUUGCCCAAGAGACAACAACACUGCUUCGUCACUUGCUCUGGACAUCGGGUCCCCUGUAGGCAUUGGACCGUCCGCAGCACCAACCAGUGGCAGCCUAGAUUUGGUGGCAAACAAUGUCCCCGAAGAAGAACAACCACCGGAAGGUUGGGUCGAAGAUGACGCUGGAAAUCUUAGCGACGGGGCAAAGACUGAUUUAACCCGUGUCGACUCUUACCCAGACAAACCCCCAGGUUAUUUUGGGGAAUCAUCAGUCAGCACCUUUUUGUCUACAGUCAGGCCAUUGUACGCAACGCAGCGUAGGUCGACCUCACCGCACGCCCGGAGACUUCCGGGCAGCGGUAGCGUUUCAUCUGACUCCCCCUUCGAGCGCUUGGUCAGGCAUCGGCACGGAGCUGCAGACUUGAGCGACUGUCUGGCGCUGCCUCAGCGGAACAUUGCGGAUCGCCUGGUGAAUGCAUAUUUCACAUACAUCGACACUAUCCUUCCAUUUAUUCAGGAACCCUGGUUCAGGGCCAAAUACGAACGCACAUGGCUCCCAACAGCCUGCGACUCAUCUACAAAAGAUACCCACGAUCUCUCGUGGUUGGCGCUGCUGAAUCUGGUGUUUGCAUUCGGCUGUGAAUAUGUCAAUAUCUCGCGUGACCAGGGCCUGGUCUCUGGCGCGCGAUUCUUCAAACGUGCCACCACCAUAUUAUUCUCCCAAGUCUUCCAUUCGGGGAACCUUGAAACAAUCCAAAGCCUGAUCUUAACCAGCCACUAUCUUCAGUCUACCAACAAUCUCAAUAAGUGUUGGAGCAUAGUCGGUUUGUGCAUCCGCAUGGCACAUGGAAUGGGUCUGCACCUGGAUCCCUCACGCUGGAAAAUCGGCCAUGUCGAACAAGAACUUCGCCGACGAUUGUGGUGGGGCUGCAAUAUAGUCGACUGCAUGCUGAGCCUCCGUUAUGGCCGGCCACCAUUCGGCAUAGACAAGUCGCCGGACGUUCGCUUGCCAACUCCAAUUGAUAGCCUGUAUCUCAGCUACGACCACACCAAUGAAGGCCAACAAAGCGAAGAUAAGGCACGGUGUCAAAUCCUGUUGGCUGAUAUCGGCCUGUCACGUCAGAUUGAAUCCAUCGUCCGGGAGCUUUAUCUUGAUCGCCAGCAGCGUUUCAACAAAAAUCCCUCGGAUCAGAGCGAUGAAGAGGGCGGAAACUUCUCAGCUGUUGGGAAACUCCUCUCGACAGUCGUACGUUUGGAUGGCAAUCUGUUGAACUGGCAAGAUAACUUACCGCGCCACCUUCGCCCAGAUGCCAACAAUGCAGACUGGAAGCUCCAACGACAAGCGAACAUUCUCUUUAGCAAAACUGUCGCCAUCAGGGUUUUGUUGCAUCGGGAGUCAUUGCUAAUCUUCCAGCGCGAUCCCCCUGAAGAUGACUUUCAACGGGAAAUGGUCAUAUUGAGCGCCAGACAGUGCCUCAGUUCUGCCAGGAAACUGGUACACUUUUACGACAGCCUCCGAGAACGGAAACUGGUCAACAUGUGGUUCUGGGAUGCACAAUAUCUCAACAUUGCCGUCGCUGCUCUCGUCAGUCUACAGGUUAUGCCCUCAGAAGCCCGUGAAGUUUUCGCAGAAAGAGAAAGUCUCGACAGUGAUGAACGAGUCAUCAAAGUGGGCCUUGGACUGCUCAAGGACCUGGCCAGCAAGAGCGCAAUGAUCUGGCACUAUGCUGAGAACUUGGAGCGUCUAAUGAAGGAGUCGAGUAGAGAGGGUCAAAAUCCUAGCUGCGAAGGUGAUGUUAGGAGGUGCUGUUCUCGCGUUCCAACAGGUGUUGGUGAAGCUUUGCCUACCAUAAGCGCUGCCGGGAACUACGGUACCCCUUCAAGGAAUGAACGAAACGCUCAUGCAAGCCUCGACGGUGCUCAAGCUUUUCCCACCGGUAACGGGUCCCAGAUGCCUGUCAAUCACCCGGCACCUCCUACAACCACAACGUACGUGUCGAUCGACCCCUCAGCAGAUUUCUUUCCUAUCCCACGGGACUUUUUCCUGCAGGGCAUCCAAGAAGUCGAUGAUCAAAUUCUGGCGGUGCCAUGGAUGGAUGACCAGGCCACGAGGUCGCAGUAUCCCAUGCCAGACUCCUUCACGGGCGGAUUUGGUUAUCCGGAUGCUGACUUCGGUGGCUUUCGAUUCGGGUCUUGA
Molecule: messenger RNA, 2634 nt
Organism: Exophiala xenobiotica
Lineage: Eukaryota; Fungi; Ascomycota; Eurotiomycetes; Chaetothyriales; Herpotrichiellaceae
Exons: 3
Coding region: 1-2634 (877 amino acids)
Biological process (GO): DNA-templated transcription; positive regulation of transcription from RNA polymerase II promoter by galactose
Cellular component (GO): nucleus
Molecular function (GO): DNA-binding transcription factor activity, RNA polymerase II-specific; RNA polymerase II cis-regulatory region sequence-specific DNA binding; zinc ion binding
Source: RefSeq, a predicted model, not a curated record